Messenger RNA from Linum tenue, 1897 nucleotides. Lineage: Eukaryota; Viridiplantae; Streptophyta; Magnoliopsida; Malpighiales; Linaceae. The record is from the annotation of a GenBank genome assembly.
AUCCGUCUCCGAAAUCUAAACCGAAAUCUGGCCCUUUUCCCUUUCCCUUCCGUCCGUCCGUCCGUCGCCAGCCUAGCUUAUGCAAAUAUCCUCCGCUAAUCUGUGAUUAAGGCAAGAAAUUGAUUAGAACAAUGACACAGAUUUCUUUGAUAGAGCGAGAAGGAAAGAAAGUAAUAAGCAAGUGAGUGGUCUAGUUAGCGUCCGCGCUUCUUCUCCUCCUCUUCCUAUCUAUAUAUAGUGAAAGCCAUAUCGCCUCCCAAGUCUCACAACCCAAAUCUCAGACAUCACAGAACUCUUCUUCUUCCCGCUAGCUCGCUCGCCCGCCCUUUCUCCCACACCCCACUUUCCAGUCUCUAUCACAGUCACUAUGGGGAGCAACGAUGGAACCGGCUAUGGGGCAUACACAUAUGAGGCUCUUGAGAGGGAGCCUUACUGGCCAUCUGAGAAGCUGAAAAUCUCCAUCACUGGAGCUGGUGGUUUCAUUGCCUCUCACAUAGCAAGGCGUUUGAAGAGUGAAGGUCACUACAUUAUUGCCUCCGACUGGAAGAAGAAUGAGCACAUGACUGAAGACAUGUUCUGUCAUGAAUUCCAUCUUGUGGAUCUCAGGGUUAUGGAUAAUUGCUUGAAGGUGACAAAUGGUGUUGACCAUGUCUUCAACUUGGCUGCUGAUAUGGGCGGGAUGGGAUUCAUUCAGUCCAAUCAUUCUGUUAUCAUGUACAACAAUACCAUGAUCAGCUUCAACAUGCUUGAAGCCUCUAGGAUCAAUGGUGUUAAGAGGUUCUUUUACGCCUCUAGUGCUUGUAUUUAUCCUGAGUUUAAGCAGCUGGAGACAAAUGUGAGCUUGAAGGAAUCUGAUGCCUGGCCUGCAGAGCCUCAAGAUGCUUAUGGCUUGGAGAAGCUCGCAACAGAGGAGCUGUGCAAGCACUACACUAAGGACUUUGGGAUUGAAUGUCGGGUUGGAAGAUUCCACAACAUCUAUGGUCCUUUCGGAACAUGGAAAGGUGGCAGGGAAAAGGCACCAGCUGCCUUCUGCAGAAAGGCGCUUACAGCUACUGAUAAGUUCGAGAUGUGGGGAGAUGGUCUCCAAACACGAUCCUUCACCUUCAUUGAUGAAUGUGUGGAGGGUGUGCUCAGGUUGACCAAGUCUGACUUCCGGGAGCCAGUGAACAUUGGGAGUGAUGAGAUGGUGAGCAUGAAUGAGAUGGCCGAGAUUGUUCUUGGUUUUGGGGACAGGAAGCUCCCUAUCCAUCACAUCCCAGGUCCAGAAGGUGUUCGUGGUCGUAAUUCUGACAACACAUUGAUCAAGGAAAAGCUUGGCUGGGCUCCAACAAUGAGGCUGAAGGAUGGCCUGAGAUUCACCUACUCGUGGAUCAAGGAACAGAUUGAGAAAGAGAAGGCUCAGGGUAUCGACUUGGCCGUCUAUGGAUCAUCCAAAGUGGUUGGAACUCAAGCUCCGGUUCAGUUGGGCUCUCUCCGUGCUGCUGAUGGCAAGGAAUGAAGCCAGAGUUCUAAAAGCUUGAGUUGAAGUUGCUCUUUUGGAAGGAUUUGGCUUAUAGAUCUUGUGGUAGAAAAGUUGGGAUAGACUUGUGGAAUGGUAGGAUGUGGAGAGGUUGCUUUGGAAUAACUGGCAAAUUAGAUUGAAUUAUUAUGUUGUGUCCAUUUUAAUUUUCAGUCAUGUUGGUAUGUGUUGAGGGGCAGGGGUGGUUUUGCUGCUUACUGUAUCAUCCAUCAUCCUGUGUAGGCUUUCCAUACCAGAUAUAUGCAGUGGUAAUGUAUUAGAGUGGCCACCGUUUAGCAUUUUGAUUAUCUGAUAAACUUAUAAUAAUCUUGAUAUCCUUGUUUUCUUUGAAUGAAAUUUUUUGGGCCUUGUGUUUUCUUCUUUCAAGAUUGGCUGCUG